AUCAACUUUUUUUAUAAGAAUUAUGUAUCACUUGAUGACUUUCAUAAAAUCCUUAAUAACCUUUGUAGCGUAACGAUAUUUUAUUUUUUUAUCAAAGCGAUAAGAAAUAUAAAAUUCUAUUAACAUAUUUUAGAAAACUAGAACUGUAGAUAAUAAAAUACAUGAGUUUUUGUGAAACUAAGUAGAAGGACGGGUGUGGCUGAGUGAAUAAUAACUUAUCUUUAUUUUUUCAGUUAUCUUGGAUGUAUUUUUAUAUACUCUACAAUACUUUAUUUAAUAUAAUAUAAAUUUAUAUUGUUGUUAAUUAUUGAAUAAUUAAAAUGAUUAGUAAUCAAGAGUUACGUGUUUUAUCAAUUCAAAGUCAUGUGGUAUCGGGAUAUGUUGGUAAUAAAAGUGCGACAUUUCCGUUGCAGCUACUGGGAUUCGAAGUUGAUGCCAUAAAUUCUGUACAAUUAUCAAAUCAUACUGGUUACAAAGUCACUAAAGGAGAUAUUCUUAAUGAUAAAAAUUUGAGUCAGUUAGUUGACGGAUUAGUCGCAAAUGAUUUGCAUCACUACAGUCAUUUACUUACUGGAUAUGUUGGAUCAGCUUCAUUUCUUGAACAGAUUGCACAAUUAAUUCCGGUAUUAAAGAAAAAAAACCCUAAUCUUAUUUACUUAUGCGAUCCAGUUCUAGGGGAUGAUGGAAAGUUAUAUGUACCUGAAGAAUUAAUAGAAAUUUAUAAAAAAAAAAUUGUCCCUUUGGCUGACAUUAUAACACCAAAUCAAUUUGAAUUGGAAUUAUUAACUGAUAAAAAAAUAACGACAAUAGAUGAUGUGAAAAUUGCUAUGAAAUAUUUAUAUGAACAAGGACCAAAAACAGUUGUUGUAUCAUCAAUAGACAUCAAUGAUGAUUUGACAGCCAUUGCUGGAAAAUCCAAAGAUGAAAAAAUGAUUAAAAUUGACAUUCCUAAAAUUCCAUUAAGUUAUGUUGGCUCGGGUGAUCUUUUUGCUGCAUUAUUUCUCGCUCAUUCAACUUUGCAAAGUAAUUUAAAAGAAGCUUUGGAAAAAACAAUUAAUACAUUGCAUGCUGUACUUUUGAAAACAAUGGAAAAUGUAUCAGUAUAUCAAAAUAGAAAUGCACAAGAAGCAAGAAAAAAAGAAUUACGCUUAAUUCAAAGUAAACAUAUUAUUGAAAAUCCUCCAAUGAAAUUAAAAGCUGAUUUAUUAUAAUGAUUAAUUAAGUUAAAUUAUACAUAAAAUUAUAUCAGAGUGCAAAUAGGUAUUGAAAGAUGGAUAUUGAGUACAAGUUAUAUAUACAUUUUUUUUGCUGUUAAUAUGCCGUAGUUCAUAAGCCUGAUAAGUAUAUGUUCGGGUGGUCGUUAAAAAUUGAGUUUUCUCGUUUUUUCUUAAAUAUAGACAACUUUGUAACUCGUAACAUAUCAAUCAUUAAUGCUUGUAAUAGUUUCUAUAUACUUAGAAAAAUGUUAUUUUAAGCAUUCGUAAUUUUUAAAACGCUCAAUUCAUAAGAUCUAAAAAAAGUUUAUUCAAAAUAUCUACAUAAAUACACACUUUUUAUAAAAAGUGAAUAUGACCUUUUUUGUCAAUAACUUAAUUUCCUACAAAAUUGUUCCUAUUAUUUUUUCCUUUAAUCUGCAUAUUUCAUGAGAUAUUUAAAAAAAAACGCGAUUGUAUCGAAAAAUGAACUUUGAUCGUCUUGAGGCUCGUGUUCUUUUUACUUAAAAAUAAAAACCAAAUUCCCCACGUAUUUUUUUCACUAAAAAGAAGCUUUUUAUGGGGCGUCUAAGAAAAAUUAUUUGUUAACGAUCACCCUAAUAUAUACAUUGUAACGAAAAUGAAACUGAUCUUUUUAAAAAUUUGAAAAUCUAGAGGCAAAUGCCUUCUUCUCUUGUUUUAUAGAAACGUGACUAGAGUCAAUUUUUUAACGACAUUAAAACAGCGAACAUCUGUAUAUCAAUAAACUAUCUUUCUUUGUCUUUUCUUAUACCGCUGUAAAUUAUGGUGUUGUUAUUAAUAAUUUAAUUGUGUUAUUAUUGUAAUAUAACGACGUUGUAAUUAGCAAAGUGUCUAACUUCAUUUCAGAAAAUCCUCCAUUUAUGUGAAAAAAAGUAAUUGAAAAAUUUUUUUUUCAUCUAAAAAUCAAUUCCAUAUCUAGUAUAUGUAUAAUAUUUUUGUCUAAGUUACUCGAAUAAUAUUGUUUCUAUUACUAUUUGAAAAUUGUACAGAAUCACCUACUAAAAAAUAUUAAGUUAGACAAUUUGCUAAUUAGAACGUCGAUAAGUGAUAUUAUAAGUUACUGUUAUUUCAAUAUA
Microplitis demolitor is the source of this 2311-nucleotide messenger RNA. It is a transcript of the gene Pdxk, whose product is annotated as pyridoxal kinase. The coding region runs from base 321 to 1211 and encodes 296 amino acids. The transcript has 7 exons. Gene Ontology annotation, molecular function: pyridoxal kinase activity. The record is from RefSeq and is a predicted model, not a curated record. Gene Ontology annotation, cellular component: cytosol. Gene Ontology annotation, biological process: pyridoxal 5'-phosphate salvage. Lineage: Eukaryota; Metazoa; Arthropoda; Insecta; Hymenoptera; Braconidae.